CUCGUCUCUAGGCCAUCUAAUCGAGUUCUCGAGUGCAUCUCUAGAUGCCUGGAGACAGAGAAGUGAGAUCUUAGUACGUCUACAUGUCCAAACAGUAGCUUAUUCACCCAGCGACAACUGAACAACGACUACACCAACACUGUGCUCGGAAGGUUUGCCUCGGUAGAGGCAUGAUCGCAUAUGUACCCGCGUACCUUCCGGGGUUUCGGUGGUAAGUUGUCGGACGCCCGUCGACGUAGUUAACUUACUCCGCUUUACCAUUGCAACUAUCAAACACCAAUCUAUCGACUUCAACAUGGGAUCCAUAGGCCCCAAUACAAGCCACCAUCGCUAUCCGCCGUUCCCAGGCGACAUCAAGACCGCCCCACUAGUCUCACUGUCCCUAUCCAAACUCCAAGCAGGCGAUGAAGCAGAAUCCAAGGCCUUUUUCGAUGCCGCUAGGAACUUGGGAUUCUUCUACCUUCAACUCGAAGGCUCGACGCUCGGCGAAAGCGUAGUGGAUGGAGCGGAGCAACUGCACGCAAUCUCCCAGGAAUUCUACCAGAGACCGCAAGAGGAACGAGAGGAGUAUGCCAGGGAGAAGAUUGACGACUUUUUCGGGUACCGCAAGGUGGAGUUGAAGGAGAAAGACGAGAACGGUGUCCCAAAAAGGAACGAGAUUUACAAUAUGCGAAAAGACGACUUCGUGGGCAACGCGGAUCCCCUGCCGUGCCAUCCGCUCGUCAAGCAGAAUUGGGACGUACUCACUUCUUACGUCUACCAUUGCCGUGAGGUCAUCGACAUUCUCAUCACCCAUCUGGAGAAGCAUCUGGAACUACCCACCGGCACGCUCGCAAACCUUCACCGUAUUACGGAGAGGUCAGGAGAUCACGUCCGCUUCAACCAGUCCGCUGUGCAACCCUUUUCGGAGGAGCGCGCGGCAAUGGGCGAGCACACGGAUUUCGGCACGCUUACAAUUCUGAUGAACUGGCUCGGCGGCUUGCAGAUUCGCCUUCCAGACUCGGCGGAAUGGGUCUACGUCAAGCCGAUCCCGGGUAGUGCGGUCGUGAACCUGGGAGAUGCGUUGGUGAAAUUCACCGCGGGUAUCUUGCGGAGUAAUGUUCACCGAGUCGUUCCGCCACCGCCACCGCAGGACGGGGUGCUGAGGCAUAGCCUGGUGUACUUCUCCCGACCGGAGGACAAAGUGGUGUUGAAGAGAUUGAAGGGCGGAUUGAUUGAUCAGCAGCCGCAGGGCGAGGAUGGUCCUGAGAUGACGGCGCAGGAGUGGACUUGGCACCGAAGCGUUGGCAAUCUGAAGGGGGUGUAUACACACAAUGGUGGGCUUGAGGCGAGGGAGAAUCAGAUGAAGUCUGGCUUUUGAGUUUAUUCGAUGGCAAA
Neohortaea acidophila is the source of this 1377-nucleotide messenger RNA. RefSeq lists its product as uncharacterized. The coding region runs from base 296 to 1360 and encodes 354 amino acids. Gene Ontology annotation, molecular function: dioxygenase activity. The transcript is spliced from 2 exons. The record is from RefSeq and is a predicted model, not a curated record. Lineage: Eukaryota; Fungi; Ascomycota; Dothideomycetes; Mycosphaerellales; Teratosphaeriaceae.